AUGCCCUCUACUUCAGUCGGAUCCGAGCUCCAGACAUGGGAUCAACCUGAGUCACAUUUUCAAGAGCCCAUCUCUGAACACUCGCCUAGUCAACUUGGCGAUAUCAAUAAUAUACCAGCACAGGGAGAAGGCAUCUUGAUUCAGCAGCUCGCCCCAGCAGACGGAGGCGCAGGAGCAUGGCGCCUCCUCGGAGCCGCUUUUGUCUUUGAAGCUCUUUUGUGGGGUGACUUUGAAACCCCAUCCACAUUCAAAAGCACCUGGGCUAAUAGAAACUACUACUCAAGUCUGCCACAAUUCGCAGGAAAUUCAAAUGUAGCACUCAUAGGGACGAUUGCCCAGGGAGCCUGUUACCUAGGUGCACCCGCCUCCGCCGCGCUCGCAAAGCGCUUUCCAAAGUUCCAGCGCCAACAAAUUUGGCUUGGUUGGCCACUGUGUAUUCUAGGCUUGGUAGCAGGCUCCUUUACUACGACUCUGCCGGGCCUGAUAGCCACCCAGGGAGUGAUGUAUGGCGUUGGAUUCGUGACUUUGACGUAUCCCAUCAUUAGUUUCAUAGACGAGUGGUGGAUUGCUAGGAAAGGAAUGGCAUUUGGGAUUAUCUCUGCUGCGUCGGGAGCCUCUGGAAUUUUCAUGCCGUUCAUCAUCGAGGCCCUUCUUAAGAAAUACGGGUAUAAGACAACUCUGCGAGCAAUAGCAGUGGGAAUGGCUGUUCUUACCGGACCUCUGCUUCCGUUCUUGAAAGGCCGUCUUCCGCCCGCUGAACAGAGCGCAAUGGGGAAGACGAACUGGUCUUUUUUCAAGAAACCCCUAUUUUGGAUCUUUUGUGCCAGCACCCUCCUCCAGGGUCUUGGAUUCUUCUUUCCAGCCCUCUACUUACCCUCGUACGCCACGGCAAUCGGCCUCUCUUCAACUUCCGGUGCCCUCAUCCUGGCCAUCAUGUCUUUGGCGCAAGUUAUUGGUCAGUUCAGCUGCGGGUAUCUAUCUGACAAGAAGAUGUCGGUCAGUGCGCUUUGCAUUGCUUGCUCGGUGAUGUCAACAAUAGCGGCCUUCGCACUAUGGGGGCUGGCGAAAAAUCUGGCCCUUUUGCUAGUCUUUGGGAUCGUCUAUGGAUUUUUCGGGUACGGCUUUACAACGAUGAGGGUUGGCAUGGGAAGGGCCGUUAGUGACGAUCCGAGUGCAGCAGUUGCUACUUAUGCAAUCUUGGUAUUUCUGCAAGGGGUGGAAACAUCCUGGCUGGACCCAUUAGUGCCGGUCUACUGA
This is a messenger RNA of Lachnellula hyalina, 1257 nucleotides long. RefSeq names its product Fujikurins efflux protein. The transcript is spliced from 2 exons. Bases 1 to 1257 code for a protein of 418 amino acids. Lineage: Eukaryota; Fungi; Ascomycota; Leotiomycetes; Helotiales; Lachnaceae. Gene Ontology annotation, cellular component: fungal-type vacuole membrane. Gene Ontology annotation, molecular function: transmembrane transporter activity. The record is from RefSeq and is a predicted model, not a curated record. Gene Ontology annotation, biological process: transmembrane transport.